Messenger RNA from Rhizoctonia solani, 513 nucleotides. RefSeq names its product DNA-directed RNA polymerase II subunit RPB7. The transcript has 7 exons. Bases 1 to 513 code for a protein of 170 amino acids. Lineage: Eukaryota; Fungi; Basidiomycota; Agaricomycetes; Cantharellales; Ceratobasidiaceae. Gene Ontology annotation, cellular component: P-body; RNA polymerase II, core complex. The record is from RefSeq and is a predicted model, not a curated record. Gene Ontology annotation, biological process: positive regulation of translational initiation; positive regulation of nuclear-transcribed mRNA poly(A) tail shortening; DNA-templated transcription. Gene Ontology annotation, molecular function: translation initiation factor binding; single-stranded DNA binding; single-stranded RNA binding.
AUGUUCUUCAUCAAAGAACUGACGCAUCGUAUCCUGCUCCAUCCGUCGUAUUUCGGACCGCGGAUGACGCAGUACCUGGAGACCAAGCUCUACGCGGAUGUUGAAGGGACAUGUUCCGGGCGGUUCGGGUACAUUAUCGCCGUUUUGGGCAUCGUCGAUGUGGGAAAGGGAAUGGUGAUGAGCGGGACGGGCCAGGCCGAGUUUGUGACCAAGUACCGAGCGAUCGUGUUCAAGCCGUUCAAGGGCGAAGUCGUCGAUGGGGUCGUGACAAACGUGAACAAGAUGGGAUUUUUCGCAGAAGUGGGACCGUUGCAGGUGUUUGUGUCCAGCCACUUGAUCCAUCCAGACAUGAAAUUCGAUCCCAACUCGAAUCCACCGUCGUUUGCGUCGGACGACCAGAUUAUAGACAAGGGCACGCACGUUCGACUAAAAAUCGUCGGCACGCGUGUGGACGCGACUGAAAUUUUUGCGAUUGGAACGAUUAAAGAAGACUCGUUGGGCGUUAUAGACUAG